GCGUCUUAAACCCUUAUCACCUCUCCCCACCGCCGCGUCCUCUCCCGCAUCUCCGCCGACUCGUCCCCUCCUAGGGUUUUGCUGCCGCCAUGGCGAUGGCGUCGCGCGCGCUCCUCCUCUCCCGCGCGGCGCUCUCGCCGCUCUCCUCCGCGGCCGCGGCCGCGUCGUCGUCCCACCGCCUCCCCUCUCUCCUCCGCCCGCUCGCCGCGGCCGCGAGCCUCCUCCCGGCGGCGGCGGCGGCGCCCUCUCCGGGUGCGGGGAUACGGUGCUUCGCGACGCAGCCGGCCACGUCCUCGCUGCGGGACUCGUCCCCGAACUGGAGCAACCGCCCGCCCAAGGAGACGAUCCUCCUCGACGGGUGCGACUUCGAGCACUGGCUCGUCGUCAUGGAGCCGCCCCAAGGCGACCCCGCCAACCCCGACGUCACGCGCGACGAGAUCAUCAAGGGCUACAUCGAGACCCUUGCCUCAGUCGUUGGGAGUGAGGAAGAAGCUAGGCAGAAGAUAUACUCGGUGUCGACUCGUCAUUACUUUGCGUUUGGUGCCCUUGUAUCCGAGGAACUUUCUUACAAACUAAAAGAGUUGCCCAAGGUCCGCUGGGUUCUUCCCGAUUCAUACCUGGAUGUGAAAAAUAAGGACUAUGGAGGAGAACCUUUCAUAAAUGGGGAAGCUGUUCCUUAUGAUCCCAAAUACCAUGAGGAGUGGGUCAGGAACAAUGCUCGUGCCAAUGAAAGAUCUCGGCGCAAUGAUAGGCCCCGCAAUUUCGACAGGUCAAGGACCUUUGAUAGGAGAAGGGAGAACAUGCAGAACUUCCAGAACAGAGAUGUGCCUCCUGGGCAGGGUUACAACAGCCCUCCACCACCUGGCCAGAACCAAAUGCCACCACGUGAAGGCCCUCCGCACCAUGCUCAGGGCAACAUGCCUCCGCCACCACCACCACCUCAUGCAGGUGGUGCUCCGCCAAACUACCAGCAAGGUGGCGCUCCUGGCUACCCACAGGGGGGAUACACCCCUGGUGGUGCUCCGCCCUACCAGCAAGGUGGUGCUCCUGGCUACCAAGGUGGACCUCCUGGGUAUCAAGGCGGUAACCAAGGUUACCAAGGGAACCCAGGCCAGGCUUACCAAGGUGGCAACCCUGGCUACCAAGGUGGAGCACCAGGUUACCAAGGUGGUAAUCCGCCACCCCCUUACCAGGGAGGCAACCCCAACACACCACCCCCGUACCAAGGUGGUGGCAAUCCUGGCUACGGUGGCGGUGGCCCAGGCUACCCAGGCCAAGGAGGCAACUCGAACUACCAAUAAGCACGACCACGAGCAUAUGCAGGCGCCCCUGUUCCAGAGUACUCUUUUGGAAAAGAUGGUGGGCAGUAGUAUAAAUCGAACCCUUGUUGCCGUCUGAUUUUCAUGGUUUGUCGUUGCUGUAUUCGCCUAAUUACCCCAUAAUACUUGAACUUGUGCUUGGGUGUCGAACGAUGUUUCUGGAAGUAUGAAACUAUGGAUGAUACUAGUAUGUAACAGCUGCUCUUAAUGCACUUGUUGCCCUUGUUUGCUGAACUA
Molecule: messenger RNA, 1556 nt
Organism: Setaria italica (foxtail millet)
Lineage: Eukaryota; Viridiplantae; Streptophyta; Magnoliopsida; Poales; Poaceae
Product: multiple organellar RNA editing factor 8, chloroplastic/mitochondrial
Exons: 4
Coding region: 90-1301 (403 amino acids)
Biological process (GO): mitochondrial mRNA modification; cytidine to uridine editing
Cellular component (GO): mitochondrion
Source: RefSeq, a predicted model, not a curated record